AUACCCCUUCCAUUCUUAUUGGACGGUUACAGGGCAGAUAGUGAGGGUUCGUGUGCCAUAUUUUUAAUGCGACGUGGUCUGUCGGAUAACAAAUCUCUCUCACCUCCAUUUCCAAUUCUUCCACUCCAUAUACAAGCUCUUCAGAUUGAUUCCACAUUCCAGAUCCAAAUUCUCUCUUCCUGGCCUAAUCUUCCCCGUUAAAAUGAGGGAUUUUGGUUCCUGUAUAAACGAAUAUGCAGUCCACGUCUCCGAUUCCUAUUCCUGCGCCGCCCAUUACACCAACAGUUCUUGCGUCUCCACUUCUCCGAUUCCCUCAGUCCAGAAUGCCGUCGUUUGCGUCUACAGGGCCGUCCUCUCCACCGGAAGGAGCAUACCCAUCAGAGUCUCCUGGUGCAGAACCGCCGCGUCGGACGGCCUCACCAUAACCUUCGGCGACGACCCGUCACUCGCCGCCGCCUUCAAGCUCAGCGCCAACACGCGCCUCUUCCGCAAGAGAAAGGGGAGCAAAUCCGUAGAGUUCGACCGGUCCAGGGUUGAUGUCUUCUGGGAUCUGUCUGCCGCCCGGUAUUGCGCCGGGCCGGAGCCGGCGGACGGGUACUACGUUCUAGUCAUGAUCGAUUCCGAGCUCUGCCUUUCCCUCGGGGACAUGGCGGAGGCGGCGGCGGAGAGGAAGGUAAAAACCGGCGGCGCACACGCGGCAAAGUGCGCGUUGGUUUCGCGGCAGGAGCAUUUCUCCGGGAACGCCCUGUACGCGACGAAGGCCAAGUUCUGCGACGCCGGGACAACUCACGACGUGAUCAUAAGCUGUUACGGGGACGACGAAACGGCGGCGGUGAAGCACCACCCAAUCUUGUCUGUAACAGUGGAUAAGAAGAUGGUAAUUCGGGUCAAGAGAUUGCAAUGGAAUUUCAGGGGGAAUCACACAAUCUUCGUGGACGGUCUGUUGGUUGAUUUGAUGUGGGACGUCCAUGGCUGGUUUUACAAUUCCGGGCCGGGUUUUGCGGUGUUCAUGUUCAGAACCAGAAGCGGAAUAGACAGUAGACUGUGGCUGGAGGAGAAGUUGCAGAGGAAGAAGAAGGAUGAAGACAGAGUUGACUUCUCAUUCCUCAUCUAUGCCAGCAAAAGCACGUGAUCAAUUAAUUACGUAAUUAAUUUACAUAAAAACAAUUUUUUUUAUUUUUGUGGAUUUUUUUAUUUUAAUACUUGAUCCAUCGGUCCCAAAUCUGGUAGGAUCCGGAAGUAACUGUUUAUUUUUAAGAUUGUGGGAAGAAUAUUGAGGUAGCCCUGUAAGCAUGAUUAGAUAGAUCACACAUUUGUCUCACAUAACAAUGUGUAAAAGUGUGUUUUAACCAUUUCAAGCCUGUAUGGAUUAUUAUGCAUGUUUGGUUGAGCAAUUAAGUUUGCAC
Messenger RNA from Cuscuta europaea, 1406 nucleotides. Lineage: Eukaryota; Viridiplantae; Streptophyta; Magnoliopsida; Solanales; Convolvulaceae. The record is from the annotation of a GenBank genome assembly.